AUGCGAGGCGAAAUCUGCCACCUUCAUAUCGGCCAGGCUGGUGUCCAGCUUGGUAACGCUGCAUGGGAACUGUACCUCCUUGAACACGGUUUGACUCCCGAGGGACGCUACAACGCCGAACUCGCCGAUGAGAUUGGCCAGAAUGGCUCCUACGAUACCUUCUUUACUGAAACCUCCGACGGCAAAUACGUUCCCCGCUCCGUCAUCGUCGAUCUCGACCCGUCGCCCAUUGAUGAGAUUCGCACUGGUACCUACCGCCAGCUCUUCCACCCUGAGCAGCUGAUCAGCGGCAAGGAGGAUGCUGCUAAUAACUAUGCUCGUGGCCACUACACUGUUGGAAAAGAGCUUGCGGACGAUGUGCUUGAUCGCAUUCGCCGUCUUAUUGACAAUUGCUCCUGCCUGCAGGGGUUUUUGAUCUUCCACUCUUUCGGUGGUGGUACAGGUUCUGGUUUCGGUGCCCUUCUCUUGGAGCGUCUUGCUGCUGAGUAUGGCAAGAAGUCCAAGCUAGAAUUCUCGGUUUAUCCAUCGCCCCGUGUGUCCAACGCCGUCGUCGAGCCUUACAACGCUGUUCUCUCCACCCAUAGCACUAUCGAGAACUCUGAUUGCACUUUCCUCGUCGACAACGAAGCUGUCUACGAUAUCUGCCGCCGUAACUUGGAUAUUCCUCGUCCGGGCUAUGAACACCUAAACGCCCUUAUUGCUCAGGUUGUUAGUUCGAUCACUUCUAGUCUGCGUUUCGAUGGAGCUCUUAAUGUCGACUUGAACGAAUUCCAGACCAACCUGGUGCCUUAUCCUCGUAUCCACUACCCUCUGAUUUCGUACGCCCCGGUUAUCUCUUCCAAUCGUAGCUCUCAUGAGAGCUUCAAGGUCCAGGAUUUGACCUUCCAGUGUGUGGAACCCAAUAAUCAGAUGGUGGUCUGCGACCCCCGCAAGGGCAAGUAUAUGGCCGUUGCGCUGCUGUACCGCGGUGAUGUCGUGCCUCGUGACGCCAACGCAGCUGUUGCUGCUUUAAAAGCCAUGCCUUCUUUCAACCUCGUCGAGUGGUGCCCUACUGGCUUUAAGCUGGGUAUCAACUACCAAAAGCCUUUCCGUGUUCCCGACAGUGAGCUGGCCCCUGUCGACCGCUCCGCCAGCAUGCUUUCCAACACCACCGCUAUUGCGGAGGCUUGGAGCCGCCUGGACCACAAGUUCGACCUCAUGUACUCUAAGCGUGCUUUCGUCCACUGGUAUGUUGGCGAAGGUAUGGAGGAGGGUGAGUUCUCUGAAGCCCGCGAGGAUCUGGCUGCCCUAGAGAAGGACUACGAGGAGGUUGCUGGUGACACUAUUGAUGAUGAGGAGGCACCUGAGUACUAG
Messenger RNA from Penicillium angulare, 1353 nucleotides. Its product is annotated as tubulin alpha chain. The record is from RefSeq and is a predicted model, not a curated record. Lineage: Eukaryota; Fungi; Ascomycota; Eurotiomycetes; Eurotiales; Aspergillaceae. Gene Ontology annotation, molecular function: GTP binding; structural constituent of cytoskeleton. The coding region runs from base 1 to 1353 and encodes 450 amino acids. Gene Ontology annotation, biological process: microtubule cytoskeleton organization; mitotic cell cycle. Gene Ontology annotation, cellular component: microtubule; cytoplasm. The transcript has 7 exons.